AUGUCUGCCCCCCGCGACAAUGUGCCUGACAUGCCCGUCGAGCCCGCCAAGGGCAUCUCGUACUUCACGCCGGCGCAGAACCCUCCAGCAGGCUCUGCUGCUGUGCCACAGUCGGACGGUGCGCCGGUCCCCAAGCUGUUCAAGCCGCUGAAGAUUCGCGGCGUCGAGUUUCACAACCGGAUUGGGCUAUCCCCUCUCUGCCAGUACUCGGCCAAAGACGGCCAUAUGACCGACUGGCAUCUCGCUCAUCUGGGAGGUAUCGCCCAGCGCGGUCCAAGUUUCAUCAUGGUCGAAGCCACCGGAGUCACCGCCGAGGGUCGCAUUUCGCCUCUAGAUGUCGGUCUGUGGAAAGACUCGCAGAUUGAGCCCCUGCGUCGAGUCAUCGAGUUUGUUCACAGUCAAAACCAGAUCAUCGGCAUCCAGCUUGCGCACGCCGGCCGCAAGGCGAGCACCGUGCCUCCCUGGCUGUCCAUGGGAGAUCUGGCCACAGUCAAGUCGGGCGGAUGGCCCAACGACUGCAAGGGUCCUAGCGAUAUCCCCUUUGCCGACCGCUUCCCCCAGCCCACGGCGAUGACGCUGCAGGAUAUUGAAGAGUUCAAGCAGGCCUGGGCGGCCGCGACCAAGCGCGCCGUGCAGGCCGGCGUCGACUUCGUCGAGAUUCACAAUGCUCACGGAUAUCUGCUGUCCUCGUUCCUCUCUCCGCAGAGCAACAACCGAACAGACGAGUAUGGCGGCAGCUUUGAGAACCGCACUCGUCUGACUCUGGAAAUUGCGCAGAUCACGCGUGAGGUUGUCGGACCCAACACGCCCGUUUUCCUGCGAGUCUCUGCCACUGAAUGGUUGGAACAAGUCAAGCCCAACGAGCCCAGCUGGAGAUCCGAGGAUACCGUUCGCCUGGCUCAGCUGCUGGCCGACCAGGGCGCAAUUGACUUGAUCGAUAUCAGUUCUGGCGGUAACAACCAGGCUCAAAAGAUCACCGCUGGACCAGCCUUCCAGUCCCCCUUUGCAGUCGAAGUGAAAAAGGCCGUCGGCGACAAGCUGGUCGUCGGAUCGGUCGGUAUGAUCAACUCGGCCACGCUGGCCAACAAGCUCCUCGAGGAAGACGGACUGGACUUGGUGAUGGUUGGUCGCGGCUUUCAGAAAAACCCGGGCCUGGUGUGGUCAUGGGCUGAAGAGCUCAACCUGGAGAUUACCAUGGCCCACCAGAUUCGCUGGGGAUUCGCGCAUCGCAUUUUCUUGGAAUGGUCCGGUAUCUACAAGCAGCCAAUUUAUUAUUCAGAUCGAUGCAGUAGACAUUGCUUGAUUCGCAUCAUUCUGAAAAUGGCGUCGUGGACGCUCAUCGCAAUCCUUGCCGCCGUGCUAGUGACGAUUUUCAAACCAGCUUAUGCCAUUUGCAACUCUUUUGUUUUGACAGUGAUUGCUACUAUCCUGGCCGCAUGGCUUCUCAGAUUCAUAUACAGCGCUGUCCUGUAUCCCACAUUUUUCACGCCGCUCAAACAUAUCCCCAUGCCGCCGAACCGUUCAUGGAUCUCAGGAAGCACCGAUGGUCUCGCCUUGAAAUUCCCAAUCGAGCUGGCUCGCCAAUGGACCAAGACGGUGCCAAACAAUGGGCUGAUACGUUACUAUGUCAUUGGUAAUCUGGAACGAGUGCUCGUUGUCUCGCCCAAGGCUGUAUCGGAUCUUUUGGUGAGCAAAAGCUAUGACUUUAUCCGGCCUGAGAUUUCGGCCACUCAACUCGGCACUGUUACCGGAGAGGGCUUGUUGGUUGCGGAGGGGGAUGUCCACAAAGCUCAACGAAAGAGCCUAAUGCCAUCAUUCUCAUACAGACAUAUAAAAGACCUGUAUCCAAUCUUCUGGAGCAAAGCCAUUGAAAUGACCGACGAGAUCGAAAAAACCCUGCCGGCCAAAGACUACACAAUCCAGAUCGGCAACUGGUCCAGCAGGGCAAUGUUGGACAUCAUCGGCCUAGCCGGAAUGGACUAUGACUUGAAUUCACUUCAAGACCCAGAUAACGAGCUUUCGUGGCACUACUCGAAGCUGUUGACGCCGCCAACGGGGCUGCAGCGCCUCGUUGCUAUUGUCUGCCUCUUUGUAGUUGGGUUCAAAUGGUACUUUCGCGUCCCCACGGCAUAUACCAGAACCGUCAUGAGCUCGGUGCAGUACAUCCGCGACGUGACCAAGAAAAUUAUCCGGGAGAAACAAGCCAAGCUAGAGCGCAAGGAAGAUAUCGGCGUUGAUAUCCUAUCCGUCGCCAUGCGCAGCGGUAAUUUCUCAGACGAGAAUCUCGUCAACCAGGUCAUGACUUUUUUGGCGGCAGGUCACGAAACUACCUCGUCAGCCUUUCAAUUCGCCGUGUACGCGCUGUCCAAGCAUCCAGAGAUGCAGAGUCGGCUGCGCGAAGAAGUUUCCAAGAACCUACCACCCGCGUCUUUGUUGAAAGAAGUAAAUGAAAAAGAGAGCAAAAUCAAACAAGCGCCAAUUCCAGCAUCGGCUAUUGACAAAAACUUCCCUUAUCUUACAGCAUUCCUGAGUGAGGUCCUCCGGUUCUACCCUUCAGUCCCAUUCACCGCACGCGAAGCCGCGCGCGACACGACGCUUGCUGGGCAGCAUAUACCCAAGGGUACCAACAUUCUGAUUUCACCCGACAUAACCAACAAAGACGAAGACUUUUGGGGCGCUGACGCACAUGUUUUCAAUCCAGAGCGCUGGCUCGGCGGCGACAACGAUGAUGACGAUGAAGAGGUUGCUGGUGCGCGGCGAAGCACCGGCGGCGCAAGCAGUAAUUAUGCAUUCAGCACAUUUAUCCAUGGACCGCGCAGCUGCAUCGGCCAAGGGUUUGCGCGCGCCGAACUGGCUAUUUUUGUUGCUGUGUUUGUGAGUCGUUUUGAAGUUGCGUUGAAAGAGCCUGAGAAGAAGUUGGAGAUGAGACAGAUGAUCACGCAGGUGCCGGUGGAUGGGGUUGUUGUCAAGGUCCAAGUUCUUAAUUCAUAG
This is a messenger RNA of Talaromyces rugulosus, 2991 nucleotides long. RefSeq lists its product as uncharacterized. Gene Ontology annotation, cellular component: intracellular anatomical structure. Lineage: Eukaryota; Fungi; Ascomycota; Eurotiomycetes; Eurotiales; Trichocomaceae. Gene Ontology annotation, molecular function: iron ion binding; NADPH dehydrogenase activity; oxidoreductase activity, acting on paired donors, with incorporation or reduction of molecular oxygen. The record is from RefSeq and is a predicted model, not a curated record. Bases 1 to 2991 code for a protein of 996 amino acids. The transcript has 5 exons.